Messenger RNA from Monoraphidium neglectum, 3393 nucleotides. RefSeq lists its product as hypothetical. Gene Ontology annotation, biological process: intracellular protein localization. Gene Ontology annotation, cellular component: endomembrane system. The transcript has 6 exons. The record is from RefSeq and is a predicted model, not a curated record. NCBI's taxonomy places the organism in Eukaryota, Viridiplantae, Chlorophyta, Chlorophyceae, Sphaeropleales, Selenastraceae. Bases 1 to 3393 code for a protein of 1130 amino acids.
AUGGCGCUUCGGCCAGUGCAGGUGGAGGACGCGAUUGGAGAGUACUUCGACGGGCUGGUCAAGCAGCGUGCCACCGCUCAGGUGGGGCUCUUGAUAGGUAAGCCCGUGGUGGGGUCACGCAGCCUGCUGCUGGCGGUUGUGCCGUCGCCCGAGCAGGAAGGGCAGCCCGCUGUGACCAUCACAGGUGGCGCCGCCUCUGCCAGCGGCGGCGGUGCCAAGGGCAAAAAAGGCGGCGGCGGCGGGGGUGGCAGCGGUGUAGGUGUGCAGCUGGAGUCUGAUUGGAUUGCGGAGCAUGCGCGGCAGGUGUCACGGAUGCUGCCUGGCGGGUUGGAGGUGCUGGGGCUGUACCUGCUCGCACCAGACGCAGCAUGGGGCGCAGCCGCCGGGCAGCUGUGUGCUGCGCUCGCCACCAUGUCGGUCGACGCACGCGCCGCGGUCGGGCCCAGCGGCAGUAGCAUCGAGCAGCUGCUGCUGCUUCACAUUGACGCGACAACGCGCAAGCUCAUAGCACGCGGCUGCGCCGCUGCCCCUGCACCGGCGCCCGCGGCGCUGCGCCUGGUUGAGUUAAGGGCGGGGUCGGCGGCCGGCAGCCUGGUGCGGCUGACGGCGCGGCACUCGGUCGACGCGACGCUGCCGGCCACGGCCGCGGUAGCGGGCAGCGGUGGCAAGCCUAGGGCUCCCAGUGGCAGUGCAGGUGGUGGGCAGCAGCUGCAGCGCCUUGCAGAGGCGCUGAUGACGGCAGAGGCGGCGCGACUCGCGGCGGCGGUAGCAACGGUCGGCGGCGUCUUGCCGGCAGAGGGGGCUGCCUUGGGCGACGUGCUGCCACCAGAGGCCCCCGGCGGGGACACCAGGAUUCCAGCGGCCGAGGCCCAGCUCUACUGCACCCUGCCUGCGGCCUCGCCGAUGGACAGCAAAGGCGCAACCGCGGCCGCCGUCGCCGCGGCGGCGGCGCCGCUGCAUGGCAGCUGCACUCUGCGCGGCGAGGUGGUGGGGGUGGCCUACGUCCACCGGCGCGAGCCCGCGGCCAGGGCGCUGGCAGAGUUGCGGGCCGACGUCGUCAAGAGCCUGCGGGCGCGGCUGGACCUGCUGACAGAGGAGGCCCUCGCGGCCGCGGACGAAGCCGAGGCCGCGGCAGAGCAGCGGGAACAGCAGGGGCAGGGGCAGCAGAAGGCUGCCGCCGCGCCACACCCGCUGCUGGCAGCAACAGACGCGGGGCGCGCCGCGCACCUGGCGCUGCCGCGGCGCGUGCUGCUGCCGUGGCGUGUCGCGGGAGGAUCGACAGCCGCCACCCCUCCUGGCCUGGAGCUGCUGCUGCCACACCAGCGCGCCGCCACAGACGCGGCCCUCUCCGCGUUCGCGGCCGGCCAGCAGCGCGUCCUGCUGCGCAUGCCCCGCUCCGCGGGCCACGCGCCCGUCGCCGCAGCCGUCGCGGCGCACGCCGUGCGUGCCGGCGGGCGAGUGCUCGUGCUCACGGACGGUCGCGCGCGGUGGGAGGACCAGGCCGAGGCGCUGCGCGCCGCGCUGCCGCCGGGCGCGGGCAUCGGCCGCAUCCCCGGGGGCCCGCUGCAGCUGGGUGAUGCCGUGCUGCUGGUGGACCUGCAGCACGUCGCGUCGGCGCCGCGCGCGGCCUGGCAGCUGCGGCGGCGCCAGCACCAGGAGCGGCUCUGCCUGGCGGUCCUGGACGAGCCGCUCGCGCCCGCCCCGCCAGAGGACGGUGGCGCCGCCGGCGCCGGUGGCGCGGGCGCACGGGCUAACGACGCGGCUGGCGGAGCCCCGACGCGCGCGCAGCGGGCGUCGCGGCGUCAGGCAAAGCAGGCCUUGUCCGGCGCCAGCGCCGCGACAAAAGGAUCAGGCGCGGUUCAGAAGCAGCAGCAGCAGCAGCAGCAGCAGCAGCAGGAGGCGCUGGCCGGCGGCGCGCUGGCGGCGGCCGAGCAGGUCCUGCGCGACGCGGGCUUCCUUGAGGCGUCCCUGGACCGCCGGCUGCUGACGCUGAGCUGGCGCUUCUGGGAGUCCCUGCUGCAGCCCGUGGGCGGCUACGCGGUGGCGGUGGCGCAGAUGCAGGUGGUGGCCUACCAGAUGGGCGUGGAGGCGGGGGUGGAGGCGGGGGCGAUGGCGCGGGUGGAGACGGCGGCGGUGGAGACGGGCGCCGCGCUCGACCCGGCGCUGUUGUCUGGCGGCGGCGGCGGGCGGAGCAAGGGGCUCGGCGGCGAGGGGCCGCUGGAUGCGCAGCUGUGCGAUCCCGGCCGCCUGGCCGCGGUCGCCGACGCGUACGCGCGCCUCUGCCCCUCCGCCCGCGCGCUCGCGUACGCCGCGGGCCCCGCGCACGCGCGCGCGCUGGCCGUCGCCCUCAGCCUGCGCGGCGUUCCCGCGGUGCCGCUGCACCAGGGGCUGCCGACUGAGGAGCGCGGGGCGGUGCUGGCGUCGUUCGCAUCGGGCGGCGAGCGCGUGCUGGUGACCAGCCUGCCCGCGGAGCACCUGGACCUGGGCCCCGGGCCGCUGGACGCGCUGCUGAUGGCGGCGCCCACCCGCGACAAGGCGCAGUACGCGGCGCGCCUCGCGCCCGGCCUCGCGGUGGCCCAUGGUGGCGGCGGGGGCAGGGGCGGGGGAAGGUGCCUGGUGGUUGAUUUCUUGGACGAGUGGCGGCCGGCGGCUGCGGGACCCAGCACCAGCAGCAGUAGCAGCAGCAGCAGCAGCAGCAGCAGCAGCAGCAGCAGCAGCAGCAGCAGCAGCAGCAGCAGCAGCGACCCUUUCAUGGCGCUGACGUGCCGCGACCUGCUGCCGUCAGCGGCUGCGGCGGCUGCGCCAGACGCCGACGACGAGGCGGGCGGGGAGCACGCGCCCGGCGCGGCCCCGACAGGGCGCGAGCCGCCGACGACGGGUGUGCUGGAGUGGGUGGUGCUGGAGGACGGCAGCUGGGCCAUGCCCAUGACCCGCGUCCGCGUCAGCCUCGGGUCGAUGAUGUCAGGCGCCGCCGCGUCCGCCGCCGUUACAGGCCGCGCGGGCAACAGCCAGCUCGCGACUAGUACCUUGCGCGUGCUGCGGCUGCGGCGCUCCCCUAGGGGGAUGUACGUCCCGGAGGUCGACAGCGGCGGCACCGAGGCGGAGCCCCUCGUGCCCAACAGGCAGCGCGGCAUGAAGCUGCAGGCGGCCAGGGAGCUGGCUGAGAAGUGGCUGUCCCAGGCCGACCCCCUGGCCUACACGAUGCACCAGCUGGACAGCGAGUGGCGGGACAGGCGCGCGUCCGACGCGCAGCUGGCCUUCUGUCUGCGCCACAGCAUCCCCCAUGACGCCGCUUGGACCAAGGGGCAGGCGCGGCGCGCCAUUGACCGAUACAUCGUGGAGGUAAUGCCCCUGGGUUUGGAGCCGCCCGUCCCUGCACCGCCUCCUGGCUGA